GAACUCCAGUGAAGAGAAGAGAGUGCAUCCUGGUGUAGCAGCACGGGUUCAUCAACUCUUCUUAUUUCAGUGGCUUGGCUAGAAAUUCAUUACAAUUUAACUUCAACUCACAUAUGGCAGUGGAGCCAUGCAGAGACAGCACACUACUUCCUGGUUUUGCCAUGUGCCUUGUCGGUGAUAGAAACUCUACUGUGUUAUUUUGUCCUCAGUCCUGUGAUUUCUGCUACUGUGUUGGAUUAGGCUGGCCGUUUUGAGACGAUGAAGUGGAGUAACUUUCUCCAGCCUAUGCUGCUCACAUGCGAGUGUCAAACAAAUGCUAAACAUGAUUGUAUGGAACUACUGAAGGAUUUCUCUCCAGAACCAGAGUCUGAUAAACUAUCGAAAAUCCACAGAUGACUGCUGCUUUCUCCUGGCAAAGUCGGAUUUUUCUGUCUCACUAAUCCCUUGUCACAAUCUGCAUCCUGUGUAUCUCCCUCACUCGCUCUGCCUCUCUGUCUCUAGCACUCUCUUUUUAUGUGUGUGCGUGUGUGUUAGUUGAAUAAGAGUGUGUCUCUAAAAGACAGUUCAUCCUAUCCCAUCGCGCCGGGCCAAACUUGAUUGAGGACGAACAUCCCAGGCUGAGCUUCGACACUACAACAAACUUGGAUUACAAGCAGGUGCACAGAUGAUUGCAGGGGGAGGCUGAGAGGGGCUCGAACAAAGUUUGGACGCCCUGUGCGAUGCAGCGACAAGCAACAUGUCCUUAAUGAAAAGGACACCUGUUUCACCGUCGGAGAGAGGAAGACUACUUGCCAGCAUUAAUGCCCGGUGGUGGCACGACUGGCCGACCCUCCUUCAGAUCUGACAGCUUCUUUGCCGUGGAGGUGGAUGGACCGUCCCCAGGACUGAAAAUGCGACUGUGGUGGAUUCUGCUAUGUGGCUUUUGGAGCGUCUGCGGGGAGCUGCCGUUUAUAGCGGAGAACAACGCGGCGAUGUUGGUAAACUGGAACGCUGUUGAUGGGAACAAAAAGCUGUUUGCCAUCUAUGAUACAAGCGCCAGCGAACCCGGCAACAUGUCGUUCGUCAAGGAGACGGUAGACAAACUCCUGAAAGGAUACGAUAUUCGCCUGCGGCCGGAUUUUGGUGGUCGACCUGUGGCUGUUGGCAUGAGUAUAGAUGUGGCGAGUAUAGACAUGGUGUCAGAGGUCAACAUGGACUACACGUUGACCAUGUACUUUCAGCAGUACUGGAGAGAUAAGAGGCUGGCCUAUGCAGGGAUACCCCUAAAUCUCACGCUAGACAACAGAGUGGCAGACCAGCUCUGGGUACCGGACACCUACUUCCUGAACGAUAAGAAGUCCUUUGUUCAUGGUGUCACCGUCAAGAACCGCAUGAUUCGACUCCACCCAGAUGGGACAGUUCUCUACGGACUCAGAAUCACCACGACAGCCGCCUGCAUGAUGGAUCUGAGACGGUAUCCUUUGGAUGAACAGAACUGCACCCUGGAAAUUGAGAGCUAUGGAUACACUACAGAUGACAUCGAGUUCUACUGGAAAGGAGGGGACACUGCUGUCACCGGGGUGACACGCAUCGAACUCCCUCAGUUUUCAAUAGUAGACUACAAGCUGGUCUCCAGGAAUGUCGUCUUUUCUACAGGUGCCUACCCUCGACUGUCUCUGAGUUUCAAGCUCAAACGAAAUAUUGGAUACUUCAUCCUGCAAACCUACAUGCCCUCGAUCCUCAUCACCAUCCUGUCCUGGGUGUCCUUCUGGAUAAAUUAUGAUGCAUCGGCUGCCAGAGUUGCAUUGGGCAUCACCACUGUCCUGACCAUGACCACCAUCAACACCCAUCUAAGAGAGACUCUCCCCAAAAUCCCUUACGUCAAAGCCAUAGACAUGUACUUGAUGGGGUGCUUUGUGUUCGUCUUCCUGGCGCUGCUGGAGUACGCCUUUGUCAACUACAUCUUCUUUGGCCGCGGCCCUCAAAUGCAGAAGAAACUGGCUGAGAAGGCGCAGAAGGCAAACAACGACCGCAACAGAUAUGACCGGCCGAAGUACACUCUGGACAGAGACAAUUGCAAGUCCUCGCCUGUUAAACACUCCAAUCAGGUACCGGGCCGCCGUCCCUUACACGGGGUCGACUCCCAUGGGAACAUUUUGCUGGCAACCUUGGAGAUGCACAACGAGGUCGGCGGAAAUGAAAUCACAACCACCUUGAGCGACAUGUCCAACUCUGCAUCCAUGGUGUUUGACAACUCUGGGCUCCAGUACAGGAAGCCCAGUGGGCUGCGUGAUGCCGCUCAGCCCGGCCUGGACAGAAACGCUCAUUUCAGGAAGAGCCGUCUGCGGAGACGAUCCUCACAACUCAAAAUCAAAAUCCCGGACCUCACCGACGUGAAUGCCAUCGACAGAUGGUCACGGAUUAUAUUCCCGUUCAGCUUCUCCCUCUUCAACGUCAUCUACUGGCUUUACUAUGUCAAUUAAUGUUUCACCCCAGACUCAUGUGUCUAAAGGAGACAAGGCCUCUCAGGUCAAAUGGACGAGAGACUCCAGAGUCACAGAGACUUACUGACCAGGGCAUUACACAAUUUACAACCUGACCUCUGCGCGGCAGAGAUGCAAUCUGCCCAUAUAUCCAGUCAGAACAUUUCCACGUGUCUGCUGAAGCCAGAGGAGCAAUCUAUAUGGCUGCCCUUUACACUGUGUCAUUUUGUGCGUCUGCACGUCCUCCUUACAUUCACGGCUUGUUUUUCUCAACGAUUAUACUUGAAUCUUGAACAAAUGAAUGGACUCUUAUGUUCGAGAAGCGUUUUUCUAAAGUGGCUCCAUCCGCCCUACUACAGCAUUCAGAGAAACAUCCAUAUGCCUCCACCAACGCUGCAGACAGAAGUACUCAACAGAGAUUUUUUUUUUCUUUUCAGAUCUCAGUCCAUUCCACGGUCAGAUGUUUGGUCCCCAUUUGUCUUGCGUUUCAUGUUUUGUGAAGAACAGUAAGUGAAAAUAAGCGGACAGGACUAGGGCUGGACGAGCUGUUGGCCUAAGCUACGAACAGAAUCCGUGAUCCUCUGUGAAAGUUGCCAAAAACACAGACAAACACAAACUAACUCUAAUAGAUUACUUGAAGGUAAAUGUCAUCAGACAUUCUAGCUCAGAGAAUGUACACAGUCUAUUUUGAACCAGCUCAUUUUCCAGUCUUCAUUGUCAUCAGUCAGAAUCUUAACACUGCGGCCUCUGGUGGUCAGGGAAGAGAGGUGUAUCCAAGUAGUGUUAAAUCGAGAAACGGGAUGACAUUGUCCGGAAAAUUUGUACGAUUAUUAAUUGUCUUUAUUUAUUUGCCCAGACCUAAACUGAUUCAACAACUUUGAUUGUCUAAAAUGUUCCCAUAGCAGCAGUUUCUUCAACACCAAUCUUUGUUGUGAGAAUGAGACCAGCUAGCUCAGCAUUCAGUGGUGAAAUGUUUCCAGUUUUUCUCCCACCAAAUGAGUCAUGUGGAAUGCAAAAAAUAGACAUAACAAAAUUUGUGUGACUCUUCAUUAUAAGGUGUGGUGACACUUCAGCCAACUGGAAACAACUGAUUUACCUUUGCAAAGCCUCCUAAGGAUAACAGUUUAAUGCAGCUGCUGCUUGUAGCCAUGUGGCUCGUGGGUCGUUGCAAAUGAUAUUGUUUUCUGUCCGCCUCAAUAAUCAAGUGUUUGUUCUGAGUUUUUCAUUCAAUUUGUGGAACAGUGUGGAUGCUACAUUGCAGUUCUUAAUCCAUUUCCACUGUGAUAUGCUUUUCUGUCAGUGUUUUCUGUCUGUUACAGUUAAACUUUUUCUUCGUCACCAUAUUCCUCCAUUGAAACAUAUUUCUUUUGUACAUAUCAACUUCAUCUGCUCACGUCACAUGAUCCCAUAACUGGUCUGACAACUUUCUUAUUUGUCUUGUAAAUAUAAACUCAAAAGUAAGUGUGUGAUCAUUUCCUUUUUUAAAGCGAAAACCAAAGUGUGAUUGUCACAUGUCUGCAGCGUCAACUGUAGCUGUCCUGAGAUCUCGACGCACCAUCUGCACUGCUUGGAUGAGCGACCAGCAGCGUAGGAGUGACGACACCUGUCAGACGGGUGCGCAGCUUGGAUACCCGCGUUUAGGCGUGUGAUGGGACCAACAUCCGUGCAAGUCAUACUUGUAGUGUAACUGGGGAAAUCUCAACUUCAGGGUAUAUUACAAUGAGAUAGACCGCAGAGUGGGAGUGGUAGCUGUCGCAGGGCUGUAGCUGAAGUUGUUAUUAGAGAAUUAAAUUUGGAGUCUUUUGUAUUUUCAGAAGAUACCUCAGUUUGAUACCUUUAAUACCCAACAUGGUGGUUGAAAAAUCCCUGCUGUGUGGGUUUUUUUUUAAGUGACAAAGCCACUGUGCAACUUAAACACAUGGUUUUACUCAAAGGGCCAACAUUGAAUUAGAGGCAUAUUAAAUAUAGAUACAAAUGAUAUAAAGCUAACGCCUGAGCAUGCAGAACACAUCCCUCUCAUCGUGUCCAUUUACUGUCACUGAAUAAUAGCGUGUCGAUACAUUACUGCAGUG
Synchiropus splendidus (mandarinfish) is the source of this 4534-nucleotide messenger RNA. RefSeq names its product gamma-aminobutyric acid type A receptor subunit beta3 (gene gabrb3). Gene Ontology annotation, biological process: regulation of membrane potential; nervous system process; signal transduction. The coding region runs from base 801 to 2462 and encodes 553 amino acids. NCBI's taxonomy places the organism in Eukaryota, Metazoa, Chordata, Actinopteri, Syngnathiformes, Callionymidae. Gene Ontology annotation, cellular component: membrane; neuron projection; synapse. The record is from RefSeq and is a predicted model, not a curated record. Gene Ontology annotation, molecular function: neurotransmitter receptor activity; extracellular ligand-gated monoatomic ion channel activity; GABA-A receptor activity. The transcript is spliced from 11 exons.